GAAAGUUGAGCAGAGCAGGGAUGAGGAAAGAGCUGUGCUGUGAGGGAGAGACACAGUGAGUUUUACCAUUCUCAUCCUCUGGAAUGCAUCAGCUCCUCUAACUUAUCUGUGCAAAGUCAACACGCAACUGGAUGCGCACGAGCAGACUGCAGAAGUUACGAUGCGCAUCUAUUUAUAGCAGCUCAACGAAACGUUUGAGUGACUUUUCCUCUUCUGCGCAGUUUUUCCUCUAAACGUUUAUUCAGCAAUACCUGCAAGUGAGAGUAAAGUAGUCCUCUGUCGGGUCUGAGGCGAAUCUCCUGUUCGGGAGACAAGCUUUGACUCCAGACUGCAGAGGUCGACGGAGCUGGGGAACUAGUUGCAGGAGACUUUUACUCUUCCGAGCACUGGAGUUGUAUACACUUGAGAGUGGAUAUGCCGGACAGUAAGUGUAGAGGACGGCUGCUGCAGUUGGCCGUGGCUCUGGUGGCCUUGCUGUCGCUCUGCGCCGAGCUUGGAGGCGCUGCAGAGGUGGUGGAGACCGGAGACAGCGAGCUGGUGACAAAGCAGACCGACUCCAGAGCCAGCAGGGCCAAAAGGAGGGGAGGGUCGGACGUCCUCAGAGGACCAAAUGUGUGUGGCUCAAGGAACAACGCCUACUGCUGCCCCGGCUGGAAGACUCUGACUGGAGGAAACCAGUGCAUUGUUCCAAUCUGCCGGAGUUCAUGUGGAGACGGUUUCUGCUCCAGACCCAACAUGUGCACCUGCCCCAAUGGCCAGAUCGCCCCAUCCUGUGGCUCCAAGUCAGUCCAGCACUGCAAUAUUCGGUGUAUGAACGGGGGAACAUGUUCUGAGGACAACUGCCAGUGUCAGAAAGGCUACGUGGGAAACCACUGUGGGCAACCGGUUUGUGAAAAUGGCUGUCUUAAUGGAGGAAGAUGUGUGGCUCCCAACAGAUGUGUGUGUACCUACGGCUUCACCGGGGCUCAGUGUGAGAGAGAUUACCGUACUGGGCCGUGCUUCGCCUCGGUGCAUAACCAGAUGUGUCAAGGCCAGCUCACAGGCAUUGUGUGCACAAAGACUUUGUGCUGCGCCACAGUGGGACGGGCGUGGGGUCACCCCUGUGAGAUGUGCCCAGCCCAGCCUCACCCCUGCCGAAGAGGGUUCAUACCAAACCACCGCACUGGGGCGUGCCAAGAUGUGGAUGAGUGCCAGGCCAUCCCUGGCAUCUGCCAAGGAGGAAACUGUAUCAACACCGUGGGAUCCUUUGAAUGUAAAUGCCCCGCUGGGCACAAGUUCAACGAGGUCUCACAGAAAUGUGAAGAUCUGGACGAGUGUGCAAACAUUCCAGGUCUCUGUGGUGUAGGUGAAUGCUCUAAUACUGCUGGCAGCUACAUCUGCAAGUGUCCCCAGGGAUUUUACACCUCUUUGGAUGGAUCCAGGUGUAUAGAUGCUCGCGGUGGGUACUGCUACGCUAGCCUGCUCAACGGGCGCUGCGCCAACCAAAACUCGCAGCUGUUGACCAAAAUACAGUGCUGCUGUGAUAGCGGACGCUGCUGGUCUGAUGGAUCCACCCCUGAAAUGUGCCCCAUUCGUGGAACAGAGGAGUACCAGAAACUGUGCAUCCAGAUACCUGAUGGGAAUGGUGGAGUGCUGGUACCUGGUCGCGUCCCAGGGAGUCCCGAGUUACCUGGCAUCUACCCACUUCCAUAUCCUGGUCAAACUCCUGGGCAAGUUCCUGGUCAAAUUCCCAUUCAGGUUCCUGGCCAAGUACCAGGUCAGAUUCCUGGACAGAUUCCAGGCCAUGUCCCAGGCCAGAUCCCAGGGCAAGUCCCAGGACAAUAUCCAUAUCCAGGACUACCCAUACAGCCUCCUCCACCAGGUCCCCCUAUUAUCCAAACCCAGAACAUCACCAACAUGUGCCAGGCCUACCGCAACCUCUGCCUGAAUGGCAGAUGUAUCCCCAUGCCUGGCAUUGGAUAUCGCUGUGAGUGCAACAUGGGCUUCAGGUUGGAUGGACGAGGAGAGUGCAUUGAUGAUGAUGAAUGUGAGAGAAACCCAUGUGCACACGGAGAAUGUGUGAACACCCCUGGGUCUUACAUCUGUCAGUGUCCUCCUGGAUUUCAGACGACUGCAACCAGGACAGAGUGCCGAGAUCUGGAUGAGUGUGUGGCCAACGGUCGUAUCUGCAACAACGGCCGCUGUGUGAACACCGAGGGCAGCUUCCACUGCGUCUGCAAUGCUGGAUUUGAGAUUACAGCAGAUGGCAAAAACUGUCAAGACCAGGAUGAGUGUCUGAUCAGGAACAUGUGCCUCAAUGGGCUGUGUAUAAAUGAAGAUGGCAGCUUCAAAUGCAUCUGUAAACCUGGAUUCCUGCUUGACACCAGUGGACGCAUGUGUGUAGACAUUGACGAGUGUGAGACUCCAGGCAUGUGUAUGAACGGCCACUGCCUCAACACAGAGGGAUCCUUCCGCUGUGAGUGUAUGGCUGGAAUGGCAGUGGGCCUGGAUGGACGGGUCUGUGUUGACACACAUAUGCGCAGUUCAUGUUAUGGUGGCUACAAGCGAGGGCAGUGUGUUAGGCCUUUAUUUGGAGCUGUGACCAAGUCGGAGUGCUGCUGUGCCAGCACAGAGUACGCCUACGGAGAGCCCUGCCAACCCUGCCCGCCACAAAGCUCUGCUGAGUUCCUGGCGCUGUGCCCCAAUGGCAUUGGCCUAAGCGGAGAUGCCAGAGAUAUUAACGAGUGUGCCCUCGACCCUGACAUCUGCCAGAAUGGGGUGUGUGAGAACAUGCUGAGGACAUACAAAUGCACCUGCAAUGUGGGCUUUGAGGUAGACCUGUCGGGCAAAAACUGUGUUGAUAUUGAUGAGUGUCUGAUGAACCGGCAGCUGUGUGAAAACGGUUUGUGCAGGAACACACCAGGCAGUUUCACCUGCCAGUGUCCUAAAGGAUACCUCUUUAAUCCUGACACAGACGUCUGCGAGGAUGUGGAUGAGUGUCUGUCCAGCCCCUGUGUUAAUGGAGACUGUAGAAACAGCCCAGGGUCCUUUGUGUGUUUGUGUUCAACCGGCAGUUCGCUUGACAGCACUGGGUUGGAGUGUAUAGAGACUACUAAGAGCACCUGCUGGCUGAAGAUCAUUAAUAAUCGCUGUGAGGUCAACAUUAACGGAGCUACACUGAAGUCCCACUGCUGCGCCACACUGGGAGAAGCCUGGAACAGUCCCUGUGCAAAAUGUGAAAAAGAUAAAAUUUGUGGUAAAGGCUUUGCUAGAGUCAAAGGAAAUGUCUGUGAAGAUGUGGAUGAAUGUCAAGUGUUCCCUGGAGUGUGUAUCAACGGCAAAUGCGUCAACACACCGGGCUCCUUUUUCUGCCAGUGUCCUCCGGGAAUGACUGUUGAUGUCAGCGGCAGGACGUGCAUUGACCUGCGUAUGGAGCACUGUUACCUUACUCAUGAUGAUGAGCGCUGUGGGGCUGCGAUCCCAGGGAAGCAGCGUGUGGACGCCUGCUGCUGCUCAGUGGGUGCAGCCUGGGGCCCUGAAUGUGACGAAUGUCCGGAAAAGGGCACUCCAGAAUAUGCCCAGCUCUGUCCUCGUGGCCCAGGCUUCUCGCAUAGAGGCGACUUCAUCAACGGCAGACCCUUCCUCAAAGAUAUAAAUGAAUGCAGGAUGAUCAACACCUUGUGCACAAAUGGAAGGUGUAGAAACACCAUCGGCAGCUUCCGUUGUCGCUGUGAUAACGGCUACGCUCUGGACUCUGAUGAGAGGAACUGCACUGACAUCGACGAAUGCCGCAUCUCUCCGGACCUGUGCGGACAGGGCAGGUGUGUCAACACACCAGGAGAUUUUGAAUGCGAGUGCUUCGAAGGUUACGAGAGUGGCUUCAUGAUGAUGAAAAACUGCAUGGACAUCGAUGAGUGCGAGAGGAACCCUCUGCUGUGCCGUGGAGGUGACUGUGUAAACACAGAGGGCAGCUUCCAGUGUGUGUGCCCCGAGGGACACGAGAUUGCACCCGAUGGGUCGGCCUGUCUAGACAUCAAUGAAUGUGAACUAAGUGACAGACUGUGCAAGAACGGCCAAUGUGUCAAUAUGAUCGGCCGCUACCAGUGUACCUGCGACACAGGAUACAAAUCUACAGAGAACAGACUGGAGUGUGUUGACAUCGACGAAUGUACCAUUGAGAAUGGCGGCUGUGAGACUUUCUGUACAAACUCAGAAGGAAGCUACGAGUGCAGCUGCCACAGUGGAUACGCCCUGAUGCCUGAUCUGAGAAGCUGCACUGAUAUUGAUGAGUGCGAGGAGAGCCCAGACAUUUGUGAUGGAGGCCAGUGUACCAACACCCCCGGGACUUACCAGUGUCUGUGCUUUGACGGUUUCAUGUCAUCUGAGGAUAUGAAGACCUGCCUGGAUGUGGAUGAGUGUGAUCUGAAUCCAAACAUCUGUCUGAGUGGAAACUGUGAGAACACGAAGGGAUCCUUCAUCUGUCACUGUGACCUGGGAUACUCUGUCCGCAAGGGAACCACAGGCUGCACAGAUGUCAAUGAGUGUGAGAUCGGAGCCCAUAACUGCGACAGACACGCCACCUGCACCAACACAGCUGGUGGCUUCAAGUGCAACUGUGCUCCAGGAUGGAUUGGCAACGGCCUCAAAUGCACAGACCUGGAUGAGUGCUCCAAUGGGACGCACUUGUGCAGCAACAACGCUGACUGUGUCAACACAAUGGGCUCGUAUCGCUGUGCGUGCAAGGAUGGGUUCUCUGGAGAUGGAUUCUACUGCUCAGACAGCGAUGAGUGUGCAGAGAACAGCAACCUGUGUGAGAGUGGCCACUGUCUGAACCUGCCAGGAGGCUUCCGCUGUGAAUGUGACAUGGGCUUCAUCCCCACUCCUGAUGGCAAGGCCUGCGAGGACAUAGACGAAUGUACCUUUGCUGACAUCUGUGUCAAUGGACGCUGCCAGAAUAUCCCAGGACUUUUUAGAUGUGAAUGUAACAUUGGUUAUGAACUGGACAGGAGUGGAGGAAACUGCACAGAUAUUAAUGAAUGUGCAGAUCCAACCAUCUGCAUAAAUGGAAUGUGUGUCAACAUCCCUGGAAGCUACCACUGUAACUGCCCUCCAGACUUUGAGCUCAACCCCACCCGGGUGGGCUGUGUAGACACUCGCUCUGGAAGUUGCUUCCUGGAUGUUCGUUCCCGAGGAGAUGCAUCAGAGAGCUUGGACUGUUCUAAUGAGAUUGGAGUUGGUGUCUCCAAGGCAUCCUGCUGCUGCUCCCUGGGCAAGGGCUGGGGAAAUCCAUGCGAAUCAUGCCCCUUUGUCAACUCAACUGAGUACAAGACGCUGUGUCCCGGAGGAGAAGGCUUCAGACCAAACCCCAUCACUGUCAUCUUGGAAGACAUCAAUGAGUGCCAGGAGCUGCCAGGCUUGUGCCAGGGAGGACAGUGCAUCAACACCUUUGGCAGCUUCCAGUGUGAAUGUCCGAGAGGCUACACCCUCAACACAGAGACCAGAGUGUGUGAAGAUAUUGAUGAGUGUGAUCGACCAGGCAUCUGUGGCCCAGGCCAGUGCUACAACACCAUUGGGAACUACACCUGUAUCUGCCCUGUGGACUACAUGCAGGUCAAUGGAGGGAACAACUGCAUGGACAUGAGGAAGAGCUACUGCUACAGGAAUUUCUACUCUGACAACGGCACGUGUGACGGAGAGCUGACCUUUAACAUGACCAAAAAGAUGUGCUGCUGCUCCUACAACAUUGGCCGUGCAUGGAAUAAACCCUGUGAGCAGUGUCCUGUGCCCAGCACUGAUGAGUUUGCAGUCCUGUGCGGCAGUGAGAGACCAGGAUAUUACAUUGACAUCACCACUGGGCGGGUCAUUGAUAUUGAUGAGUGCAGGGAAAUCCCAGGAGUUUGUGAGAACGGAGUGUGUAUCAACAUGAUCGGCAGCUUUAGGUGUGAGUGCCCCAUUGGCUUUAUCUACAAUGACAAGCUGCUGAUCUGCGAAGAUAUUGAUGAAUGUCAGAAUGGACCAGUGUGCCAGCAGAAUGCAGCCUGUCUGAACAUGCCAGGAAGCUACCGCUGCGAGUGUAAACCUGGAUAUCGCUUCACCCCCACUGGACAAUGUUUAGACCGUAAUGAAUGCAUUGAGAACCCUGGUAUAUGCAAUCCUGGUCAGUGCAUUGACACACUGGGGAGCUACCGCUGCCUCUGCCCCAAUGGCUUCAAAACAACACGGGACCAGUCAAUGUGUGUCGACGUGGACGAGUGUGAGAGACAACCCUGUGGCAACGGGACCUGUAAGAACACAGUGGGCUCCUACAACUGCCUCUGCUACCCCGGCUUUCAGAACUCACACAACGGCGACUGCAUAGAUGUCGAUGAGUGUUCGACGCAGAGAGGCUUGUGUCGAAACGGGCAGUGUGUGAACACUGUGGGCACCUUCCUCUGUGUGUGCCACGAUGGCUAUGAGCUCACUUUGGAUGGCAGAAUGUGUGCAGAUGUUAAUGAGUGUGCAGUGAAUCCAGGCACAUGUGGUGCAGGAACUUGUCUGAAUCUGGAUGGCUCUUACAGGUGUAUCUGCCCACCUGGCUACUAUGUCCACGAGGAAACCUGUGAAGAUAUUGAUGAGUGCUCCCAGUUGCCUGAGAUCUGUGCGCUUGGAACCUGCUCCAACACAGAAGGAAGCUUCACCUGCUUGUGUCCCGAAGGUUUCCAGAUCUCUGCCUCCGGACGCAGAUGUUUAGAUGUGCGUGUGAACUACUGCUACACCAGGUUUGAGAAUGGGCGCUGUCUGGCUCCAAAGCCUCAGAACACUUCCAAGGCAGAGUGCUGCUGUACUGGGAUGCCUGGUCAAGGCUGGGGAGACCCCUGUGAAAUCUGCCCCACCAAGGGAGAGGAGGCUUAUCCUACUCUCUGUCCUACUAUUGGAUAUACACGGGGGGAUGAUGACGGCCCGAAAGAUAUUGAUGAAUGUCUCAAUGACCCUUGCGUCAAUGGCCAGUGCAUCAACAUAGAUGGCUCUUUCCGCUGUGAAUGUCCCAUGGGAUAUCGUCUGGACGUUAGUGGAAUCAAGUGUGAAGACACUAAUGAGUGUGAAAUUGGCAAUCCCUGCGGCAACGGCACAUGCACUAAUGUCAUCGGUGGCUUUGAGUGUGCGUGUGAUGACGGCUUUGAGCCUGGGCCAAUGAUGACCUGUGAAGACAUCAACGAGUGCUCCCAGAAUCCACUACUCUGUGCCUUCCGCUGUGUUAACGUGGUGGGCUCGUACGAGUGUAAAUGUCCCACAGGUUACGUGCUGCGAGAGGACAGGAGGAUGUGUAAAGACCAGAAUGAGUGUGAAGAUGGUGUUGAUGACUGUGCCAGCAGAGGCAUGACCUGCAAGAACCUGAUUGGUACAUACAUGUGCAUCUGUUCCCCUGGAUACACACGGCAGCCCGGCGGGGACGGUUGCAUGGAUCUGAAUGAGUGUACAGCCAAACCAGGUAUCUGUAAGAAUGGCCGUUGUGAGAACACAGUUGGAAGUUACCGCUGCAGAUGUGACCAAGGAUUCGUCGCUAACCCGACACAGACUGAAUGUAUCGAUAAUCGCGAAGGCUUCUGUUUCACUGAAGUUCUGACCACUCUGUGUCAGAUGACUUCGAGUAACAGAAACUUGGUGACCAAGUCGGAGUGUUGCUGUGAUGGAGGUAGAGGCUGGGGCACCAACUGUGAGCUCUGCCCCCUGCCUGGGACCACUCAGUACAAGAAGAUGUGUCCUCUUGGACCUGGUUUCACCACUGACGGCAGAGAUAUUGAUGAGUGUCGUGUGAUGGGCAACUUGUGCAAGAAUGGUCAGUGUAUCAACACUUUGGGCUCCUACAGCUGCACCUGCAAACCAGGCUACACUAACGACAUCAGUGGCACAUUGUGUGUGGAUGUGGAUGAGUGCAUACAGGCACCGAAGCCAUGUAACUUCAUCUGUAAGAACACAGAGGGAGGCUACCUCUGUUCCUGCCCCCGCGGAUACAUCCUACAAGAAGAUGGAAAGAGCUGCAGAGACUUGGAUGAGUGUUCGACCAAACAGCACAACUGUCAGUUCUUAUGUGUUAACACCAUCGGUGGGUUCACCUGCAAAUGUCCGCCUGGCUUCACCCAGCAUCAUACUGCCUGCAUUGACAACAAUGAAUGUGCAACAGACCCCAAUCUGUGCGGCUCCAACGGUGCCUGCCAGAACACUCCAGGGAGCUUCAACUGCGAGUGCCAGCGGGGAUUCUCAUUAGAUCCCAGUGGACAAGGCUGUGAAGAUAUGGAUGAGUGUGAUGGGAACCACAGGUGUCAGCAUGGCUGUCAGAAUCUGGUGGGUGGAUACAGGUGCAGCUGUCCACAGGGCUACCUACAGCACUACCAGUGGAACCAGUGUGUGGAUGAGAACGAGUGUCUGAACAGCCAGAUCUGCGGGGGAGCGUCAUGCCACAACACCCUGGGGAGCUUCCGCUGUCUCUGCCCCACCGGCUUCGAGCAGGCAGGCGGAGGCUGCACAGAUGUCAACGAGUGCUCCUCCAGCCAGAACCCCUGCAAGUUUGGCUGCUCCAACACGGACGGGGGCUACCUCUGUGCAUGUCCACCUGGAUAUUUCCGUGCAGGACAAGGGCACUGUGUCACAGGUCUGGGCUUUACUAGUGCUGGCUCCAGUGGUGGACAGGGAGGUGAGGUGGAUGAUAACUCUCUGUCUCCUGAGGCCUGCUAUGAGUGUAAGAUCAACGGCUAUCCCAAAAAGGGACGCAAACGUCGCAGCACCAACUCGACACAGGAGGAUCCUGUGGAAGAUGUGCAGCUGACUGAGGACAAGGUCAGCCUGGCCAGCGUGGACAUCGAGGACACCCUGCAGUUCCACCUGAACAUCAGCGACCUGAGCAGCCGUGACCACAUCCUUGAGUUCACCCCAGCCUUAUCCACCCUCAGCGACCACGUGCGGUACAACAUCGACUAUGGAAACGAUGACGGCUACUUCAAGAUCAACCAGAGAGAGGGUGUCAGCUAUCUGCAUCUGAGCAAGAAGAAGGCCCUCCCCCCAGGGGCAUACUACCUUCAGAUCAGCAGCAUGCCCCUCUACAGGAAGAAGGAGCUGGCUGAGCUGGAGGACCGACACGAUAAAGACUACCUCACAGGACAGCUGGGAGAGAUACUGAAGCUGAGGGUGCAGAUCAUCCUCCAUUAACCAUCACAAGACUGAGACAGGCAGAUGUUGCCGACGGCUGCUAAUCCAGUGUCAGGCUCACACUUCCCAAAAAGGCCAAACAUCUCUGACUCUGGAUCAGCGGUUCAGGGGCAACUUCUACUUGCUCCGACAGGGAGAAGGGCUCGCCACCAAAGAGACAAGAAGGGGGUGGGGUGGGGGGGGACUGCGUCAUUUGAAUGCCAAAGAUGAUUCUACAUAUCAUAGAUACAAUUUCUGUAGAAAAUGCCAGCUGAGUGAGGCAGUAUGAAAGUCAAAUGAAGGACAUAUUGCCCUGACACAACUUCAGCUCUUUGUGUAAAGCACUAUUGAGAGUGUGAAUGGUUUUUAAUUGUAGGGUUUAAUGUUGUAUGAUGAUAUGUGGAAUCAGGUGCCACUUUGAAGGGCAUGAGGACUGCAGAAAGCUCUAAAGGCAGAGUUUUUUAGAACUCAUCUUAGGUGGAAGAAAAGGGUGAGUCCCAAUAGUCUGCAAUAAAUUCAUUUCCUCCCCUCAGGUAAAUGACUGAACAAACCUGGAUACAUUAACGUAAACACACUUUUCCUUCCCCAGAUAUUAAUUUAAUGGAGUGAAGAUGACAAAAAGAUUAUUAGAGAAUGUUUAGGAGAGGAAAGGAACCCACUAUGGACUAUUGAGAUGUAGCCAUGUCUGAGCUUGAAUGACUCCUACUGCAUAUUUAAACUAUGCUUUUCCAUCUUUCCUACUGACUAGAAUAAUUCAUAUUUACUGGUGCUAGCAACACAUCCACAUAGACUUCUGAAUGCACUGUACUACUAUUCAAAACUCAGUAGUCGACAAGAUACAAUCCCCUUGGUCAUUCUGAAGAUUUCAUGUCUUUGCAACAGUAACAGCUAGCUUCAUAGCCUGUCUGCUCUCCUCUAUACUACAUGUAAAUUGUGUUUAUACUGUAAUAAUCGAUGCCACUUUUAAUCUAUGAAGCAUUUGUAAACUAGAGGAAGCCCCUGGAAUAGAGGGGUUUGUAAUGGUGCUUAUAAUGACCAACUACUUCCUUUGUAAACUGUGUAUACAUACACUCGCACACACCUGCACACACAUACAAACACACACAACACAUUGAUGAUGCCAAACCUGGGCCUUCAUGAUUAUGCACUGAGGUCUUCGUGGCCACACAUUCUCUCACAAAUACAAUCAGUGCUGCAUUGCCACGGACCAGCCUGACACCAGUCUGUGUUCUCUGUUCACAUCAGUGAGGGUUUAGUUGUAAAUUCACAAUAAAAACAUAUUUUUGGUGUAUAUGUAUUCACUGCUGUGCUUUCCCCUUUAUCCAGAUUGAAUGUAACAAAGUUCAACGGACAGCUGUGAGCUUCAUGUUUGAAAUCCCCUUUUCUUCAGCUGUGUUUAACCCAAGUGAGGUGCAACAUGAUCUGAAUGUUUUAGCUAGUGAAACUCACAUUAAUCCAAAGGAACCUCAGUUAUGUAGCUGAGUAU
Messenger RNA from Epinephelus fuscoguttatus (brown-marbled grouper), 10627 nucleotides. It is a transcript of the gene fbn1, whose product is annotated as fibrillin 1. NCBI's taxonomy places the organism in Eukaryota, Metazoa, Chordata, Actinopteri, Perciformes, Serranidae. The transcript has 66 exons. The coding region runs from base 415 to 9162 and encodes 2915 amino acids. Gene Ontology annotation, molecular function: calcium ion binding. The record is from RefSeq and is a predicted model, not a curated record.